Molecule: messenger RNA, 1902 nt
Organism: Talpa occidentalis (Iberian mole)
Lineage: Eukaryota; Metazoa; Chordata; Mammalia; Eulipotyphla; Talpidae
Gene: CCDC50
Product: coiled-coil domain containing 50
Exons: 12
Coding region: 55-1503 (482 amino acids)
Cellular component (GO): cytoplasm
Molecular function (GO): ubiquitin protein ligase binding
Source: RefSeq, a predicted model, not a curated record
GCCGCCGGCGGCCGGGAAGCGGGCGGCGAGGGACAGCCAGGACCCCGGCCCAACAUGGCUGAAGUCGGCAUCGACCAGUCCAAGCUGCCCGGCGUCAAGGAAGUGUGCCGAGAUUUUGCUGUCCUGGAGGACCACACCCUGGCCCACAGCCUGCAGGAACAGGAGAUUGAGCAUCAUUUGGCAUCAAAUAUUCAGCGGAGUCGUUUGGUCCAGCAUGACCUUCAGGUGGCUAAGCAGCUCCAAGAGGAAGAUCUGAGAGCUCAGGCUCAGCGCCAGAAGCGCUACAAAGACCUUGAGCAACAGGACUGUGAAAUUGCUCAGGAAAUCCAGGAGAAGCUGACAAUCGAGGCAGAGAGACGACGUAUUCAGGAGAAGAAGGAUGAGGACAUAGCUCGCUUUUUGCAAGAGAAGGAGUUACAGGAAGAGAAAAAAAGAAAGAAGCACUUUCCAGAGUCCUCUGGCACCAACGCUUAUGGAGAUAGUUACUAUUAUGAAGAUGGAGACCAGCCAUGGUCAAGGAGGGCAAGGGAUUUGGGUUCUGGAUUCUCAAGGUCUCCUAGACCCCAAGGUGAUAAAAAGACUGUGAAGCAGAGGAAGGAGAAACCAAAAUAUCCGCUGGAAAACAUGGAAGAACUCGAAGAGCAUCAUUCAUCAGAAAGAACUCUGUCAUCCUCCAGUUGGGGAAAAAUGAGGGAUGAUCCUCAAAUUAACUCUGAGCAGCAUGAUAGGAACCGACCUAUUUGUGAGAGACCCCGAAAACCUCCACUUCCCAAGAUCAGUGGUGAAGUAUUUCUGAGUACUGAAUUUGAUGACCAGGAAGCUGAUAGUAGCCAUCGAACUCAUAAUUGGGAAAAAGAGGCCAGACACCAAGAUCAACUUUCUCUCAAGUCUUCACAGAAAAUAGGGCUUCACUGCCAGGAAGCUAUAUAUGGGAGGAAUCACAGGCAAGGUGAGCACAAAGAAAGGACACGCAGACCCAGGACUCCUCCCUUCUCAGAGAGUGAGAAACGGCUCCAACUUAACAACACAGGAAUGAAAUCAAGAACGAUGAAAGAAGUUGUCUCUACUCCAUCACGAGUGACCCACAGGGAUCAGGAAUGGUAUGAUGCUGAAAUUGCCAGAAAACUGCAAGAAGAAGAAAUUUUGGCUACCCAAGUGGACAUGAGAGCAGCUCAAGUUGCCCAGGAUGAAGAAAUCGCUAGACUUCUAAUGGCUGAAGAAAAAAAAGCUUAUAAGAAAGCCAAGGAGCGGGAGAAAUCAUCUCUGGACAAAAGAAAGCACGACCCUGAUUGGAAGCCAAAAACAGCUAAGUCAACACACUCAAAAUCAAAAGAGAGUGAUGAACCACACCGUUCUAAGAAUGAGAGGCCAGCACGACCACCACCACCUACCAUGAAAGAAGCUGAGGAUUUGGAUUUCACUCAUGCAACAAACCAGCAUAGUUCUACACGUCAUUUCUCAAAAUCAGAAUCCUCACAUAAAGGUUUCCAUUAUAAGCAGUAAAAACCUAGGAAUCUGCCUUGAAAAUGGACUCACUAUAGGAGAUACUGCUAGAUGAUGAUACAGAAUACAUUCCAUGCUUAUUUUUUUUUUUCUUCCUGUGUUUGUAUUCCUGGGAUUUAGCCUCAUAUGUUUUAUUGGCCAUAAAAAGUCUUAAUUUAUUUAAAAUGUUUUGGUUAUUCCUGAUCACUUGGGCAGUCAAGAAAAUCUAGCUUCCGAAGAUUGGCCACCUCUACAUGGCAUAUGCUUCCUGUGAUGUAGUACCUAAGAGCUCUGCAAAAUGCCAUUUUUUUCCCUUAGGUAUGGAAUAUUGGUAUCUAGGGGCUAGAUUUUAAUUAGCAGUUAGAAUUUUUUAGAAAUCAUCAUUAAAGUAAAACAUAUUUGGAUACAAUGCAGAAUAAA